GACCGUCGACUCCUCUCUCCUCGCGCCUCUGCGCAGACUCAGACUGUGGAUCAGUGGCUCCCUGGGAGCGCGAGCUGUUAGCGCGUAUCUUAGUGUAGCGGUUAGCUGUUAGCUCGGACUUUAGCGGAGCUGAUCCAGGUGAGCCCGGGUGGCUCAAAUGCCCGGAUCUUUCGGUGAAACGCAACCAACAACUGGUGCCGUGACAAGGCCGCGGAGACAGGUGUGUGAGCUGUGCUGACCUUGGCGGCGAUGGCGCUGAUCGAAGGUGUCGGUGAUGAGGUGACGCUGCUGUUCGCCGCUCUGCUGCUGCUAACGGUGCUGCUGCUCGCCUGGAUCUCCACCCGCACAUCCGAGCCCCCUGAACACCUGUUCACAGGCUCCUCCCCUUUACAGAGGCCCGGGCAAACCCAGCAGGACACGCCCUUUUCAUCCACCGCCGUCUCCUCAUCCUCGCCCCCCUACCCACCAUCCUCACCCUCCACCUUCUCCAUGUCCUCGUCCUCACCUUCCUCCUCUGUGAACGACAGCUUCCUGACAGAGGCUCCCCCCACACUCGAGGAUGGACAGGUGGGAGGGGACGGGGUGAGGCGCAGAGGAGGAGACGGGGAGGGUGCGGUGUCUCAGCGGAACAUGGUGGUCAGACUCAAGUUCCUCAACGACACGGAGAGGACGGCGCAGGUCCAACCGCAGGACACCAUCGGGUACAUCAAGAGGACCUACUUUGCGGGGCAGGAGCAUCAGGUGCGUCUCAUCUAUCAGGGCCAGCUGCUGCAAGACGACGCGCGGACGCUCGCCUCGCUGAACCUCGCCCAUAACUGCGUGCUGCACUGCCACAUCUCGCAGCACGCGGCGCGGGGGGUGGCGGGGGGCCAGCGGGCGGGAGACCAGGUGCGCGUGGCGCUAAACGUGGGCAGCCUGAUGGUCCCACUGCUCGUGCUCAUGCUGUCCGUGCUGUGGUACUGUCAGAUCCAGUACCGCCAGUUCUUCACCGCCCCCGCCACCGCCUCGCUGGUCGGGGUCACCAUCCUCCUCAGCCUGGUGGCCUUUGGCGUCUACCGCCGCUAGCCUCCCGUGGGCCGGCGGCGGGGAUGAGACGCUACCUGCAGUUAGUGUUUCUUUCGGUUGCCAUGGAGACGCAGUGAGGACAGAGACUCUUAUCAUUAGAUCACACGUUUAUCUUCAUCAUCAGCGUGCCUCUUUGAUUUCUGUGGGAGGCACAGACACACCUGUCUGCCUCACCUGUGUGUGUGUGUGUGUGUGUGUGUGUGUGUGUGUGAGAGAGAGAGAGAGAGAGAGAGAGAGACAGCGUUUCAGCUUUUGGAGAAAAUCUAUUAAACCUUUAAUUUAUCCCGUGGUGUCUGAGUGUGUGUGUGUCACACCUGUACAGGUGAUUCUGAGGGUGGAGCUGCUGCAGUCACAUGGCUGGUUGGCAUCACCUGAUUGGCGGGGCGGUCAGCAUUGGGGAAUACAGAUUUUUCCCUAGCGACAGGUGGUUGCUAAGCAGUCUCUAACCAUCCAGGAUCAGCUGAUAAUGGAGGCCAUUUCCAGGGUGAAGAUUAUUAUAUGGGCUCUUAUGUUUGACCUUUGACCCUCUGUGUAGCAGGAAGUGUGUAAUGUUACAAAAUAAAGUUGGAUACAAAAAGC
This is a messenger RNA of Pelmatolapia mariae (spotted tilapia), 1644 nucleotides long. RefSeq names its product transmembrane and ubiquitin-like domain containing 1 (gene tmub1). Gene Ontology annotation, molecular function: protein binding. The record is from RefSeq and is a predicted model, not a curated record. NCBI's taxonomy places the organism in Eukaryota, Metazoa, Chordata, Actinopteri, Cichliformes, Cichlidae. The transcript is spliced from 3 exons. Bases 250 to 1065 code for a protein of 271 amino acids.